AAGCGAGCCUCGAUACGCGCGUCGAAGCGUCGGCACAUCUCAUCACUACUUCUCUCCUUCCCGGUGAAACAAGCGGACGUUAAAAUGCGACUUGUCGGGGCGGAGAUCUCGGUUCUGUCUCUCCUGAUGAUGAGCCUUCACGGCGCUGCAGCACUGACUCACUUGCUGAAGUUUUUCCUCACUGGAUCCUCUGGAGUCCCAAACUUCCCAGAGUUUGUGGUUGUUGGGCUGCUGGAUGAAGUUGAGGUUGUUCACUAUGACAGUGACACCUGGAGAGUAGAACCCAGACAGGACUGGAUGAGCAGAGUCAGAAAGGAUCUGCCUUGGGACUGGUUAGCGCUGACUCAGAACGCUUUGGUCGCCCAGCAGGAAUUGAAAGCCUACAUUGAAAUAUUAAAACGACGCUUCAACCAAACUGGAGGUGUCCACGUUAUGCAGAGGAUGGUCACCUGUGAAUGGGAUGAUGAGACCAAUGAGGUCAAGGGUUAUGAUCAGUAUGGUUAUGAUGGAGAAGACUUCCUAUCAUAUGACCUGCAGACAGAGCAAUGGAUCGCUCAAAAACAGCAGGCUGUCAUCAUCAAAGAGAAGUUGGAUCGGAACCGAGAUCUGACCGCAGGGAACAAUGACUGCCUGACACCUUUUUGUGGUCGAUAUCUGAAUAUCUACUUGAACUACGGGAGGAGCUCUCUGAUGAGAACCGAGCGUCCCUCGGUGUCUCUCCUCCAGAAGACUCCCUCCUCUCCAGUCAGCUGCCACGCUACAGGUUUCUACCCCGACAGAGCCGACCUCUUCUGGAGGAAAGAUGGAGAGCAGCUCCAUGAGGACGUGGACCUCGGAGAGAUCCUCCCCAACCACAACGGGACCUUCCAGAUGAGGGUUGACCUGAAACUGUCCUCCGUCCCUGCUGAAGACUGGAGGAGGUACGACUGUGUGUUCCAGCUGUCUGGUGUGGACGAGGACAUCGUCACCAAACUGGACAAGAUCAGGACCAACACGGAGAAGCCUGCUGCCUCCACCUCCACCUCCAUCAUCAUCAUCAUCAUCAUCAUCAUCGCUGUGGCUGUUCUUGUCGCCAUCAUCGCUGCUGUGGUUGGAUUCAAGGUUUACAGAAAGAGGAACGCCCAACGCUCUUCUUCUUCUUCUUCUUCUAUUGACGGCUCUGAGCUCUGAGGAACUGAAUCCUAAACCUUGAAGUCGGCGUCCUGCACACAGUUUAUGGGUGAAUAUUGCUCUGGAUCAACAAGCGAUGCU
Messenger RNA from Gasterosteus aculeatus aculeatus (three-spined stickleback), 1251 nucleotides. Lineage: Eukaryota; Metazoa; Chordata; Actinopteri; Perciformes; Gasterosteidae. The record is from RefSeq and is a predicted model, not a curated record.